Messenger RNA from Austrofundulus limnaeus, 2995 nucleotides. Its product is annotated as growth hormone receptor. The record is from RefSeq and is a predicted model, not a curated record. Gene Ontology annotation, cellular component: external side of plasma membrane. Gene Ontology annotation, biological process: cytokine-mediated signaling pathway. Gene Ontology annotation, molecular function: protein binding; cytokine receptor activity. NCBI's taxonomy places the organism in Eukaryota, Metazoa, Chordata, Actinopteri, Cyprinodontiformes, Rivulidae.
UUCCUCCUCCACACCUGCUCCUCUUCACCCCUGGAACCAGAACCACCAGAACCAGAACCAGUUUUCCCCCAUCUGACCAGCUGCGUCUCCUCCAGCCUGGAGACCUUCCACUGCCGAUGGACCGCCGGGACUUUCCAGAACCUCUCGGCACCGGGACAGCUGCGCUUGUUCUACUUUAACAGAAUAACUCACACCUCCUCCCAGAAGAACUGGAGCGAAUGCCCCCACUACAGCACAGAGAGACCAAACGAGUGCUUCUUCAGUGAGAACUACACAUCCGUCUGGACCUUCUACAACCUGCAGCUCCGGUCCCAGGACCAGACGGUCCUCUACGACCAGCUCUCCUUCGUUCUGUCCGACAUCGUGCAACCAGACCCACCUGUGGCUUUAAACUGGACUCUGCUGAACUCCAGUCAGACCAAGACGCACUUCGACGUCAUGUUGAGGUGGAGACCCCCGAGGUCCGCCGACGUGGAGACAGGCUGGAUGGCUCUGCAGUACGAGGUCCAGUACCGCAGCGAGGACUCUGACCAGUGGGAAACAAUGGACCUGGUGAAGAGCACUCAGCGCUCUCUGUUCGGCCUCCAGAACAACCUGAACUAUCAGGUCCGGGUUCGGUGUAAAAUGCUCGGAGGGAAAUUGUUUGGAGAGUUCAGCGACUCGGUGUUCAUUCACGUCCCGUCUAAAGCAGUGUCCAGAUUUCCGCUGGCGGCUCUGCUGAUCUUCGGAGCGUUUUGCUUGGUGGCCGUCCUGAUGUUGGUCAUCAUCACACAGCAGCAGAAGUUGAUGUUUAUUCUUCUGCCUCCGGUUCCCGGACCCAAAAUACGAGGAAUCGACUCGGAUCUGCUGAAGAGAGGGAAGCUCCGGGAGCUGACCUCCAUCCUGGGGGGUCCGGCGGACCUGAGACCGGAGCUGUACAGCAGCGACCCCUGGGUGGAGUUCAUCGACCUGGACCUGGAGGAGCGCAGCGACAAACUGACGGACCUGGACACGGACUGCCUGGUGGGCCGCUCCGGCUCCUCUGCGCUCUCAGGAGGCUUCAGAGACGACGACUCGGGUCGGUCCAGCUGCUGCGAACCGGAGCUUCUCUGCGAGUCCAGUCCGUCCCCGGUCCAUCCUCUGAACCCGGACCAGAUCUUCAGUAAGGAGGCGCCGCUCCAGAGAGCCUCUGGUUCCGGUCCUGGGAUCCAGGGCUGCACCACCGGGGAGCCUUCGCUUGCAGCCCUGAGCCGAGAGGUUCUGUACACCCUGGUCAGCGAGGUCAGGUCCGGUACCGUCCUGCUGUCCCCCGAGGACACAGACAACGACAUGUCCAAACAAGCUCAGCUGCACAGAGACUACACCCCUGAGCGCAGCGCCGGGAAAACCAGCUCCGAAUCCUGCAGAGGAACCCUGAGCGGACCCCUUCGACCCGGAGCGGACCCCGGUCCAGUUCUGUCCCCUCAGCAGGAACUCCACCCGUCCUCAGCUCCUGUCUACACCGUGGUGGACAGCGUGGACAAACAGAACAGCCUCGUCCUCACAUCCAACCCUGCACCGCCCCCCCGCCUCACCCUCCCAAAACCUGUACCGACACCAGACGGGUACCUGACCCCGGACCUGCUGGGCAGCGUCACACCCUAAAGACCCUAAACCUGAGACCCUAAACCUGCACCGGACUCUGAGACCCUAAACCUGCACCGGACUCUGAGACCCUAAACCUGAGACCCUAAACCUGCACCAGACUCUGAGACCCUAAAACCUGCACCGGACUCUGAGACCCUAAACCUGCAUCAGACUCUGAGACCCUAAACCUGCACCGGACUCUGAGACCCUAAACCUGAGACCCUAAACCUGCACCAGACUCUGAGACCUUAAACCUGCACCGGACUCUGAGACCCUAAACCUGCACCAGACUCUGAGACCCUAAACCUGCACCGGACUCUGAGACCCUAAACCUGCACCUGAGACCAGUUCCUAAAGACUUAAAGGAGUCCUCCUACGACUCGGCCGACUUGGUUGAAAGUUCUGGCGCUUGCCCUACAGCUGAGCUGAAGAACUCAGAAACAGCCAAAGCUAAAAGCAUCUGAAGCUAAAAUGAGCUGAAUCUUAAAGCAGCCGAAGCUAAAAUGAGCUUAAGCUAAAACUAGCCGAAGCUAAAAGGAGCUGAAUCUUGAACCAGCCAAAGCUAAAAGCAGAUGUAGCUAUAAGCAGAUGUAGCUAUAAGCAGCCGAAGCUAAAAGCAGCUGAAGCUAAWAGCAGAUGUAGCUAUAAGCAGCCGAAGCUAUAAGCAGCUGAAGCUAAAAGCAGCUGAAGCUAAAAGCAGCUGAAGCCAGUUCUUGGUGUAGAUGCUGACUCCUUGGAGGCGUGGUCUUCUCUGCUUUAAUGUUUAGAGGAGAAACUUCAGCUGAUCUUAUCUGGUUUGCAGAAUGAAAGGAUUAAAAACGAGCCGACCCACGUGCUCCGUCGACACGUUUGAUGUUGGAAACAGACGAAUCGAUUUGAUUUCCUUUGAUCUUUGGUUUCUGGUCAAAUCUGGUGUCAGACCUCCUGGUUUCUUCAUGUCUUCUCCGUGGAGACGUCCUCAGAACCUUUUCACCGGACGGACUUCCUUCGUCUGCACCUGGUUAAUUUUUCGAGUCGUCUGGUUGCAGGUAGAUCCCACAGCCGAAGCAGCUCAGCGUUCCAACAGAGGCAGGUUUGUAGACGUUCAGCUGAGACCUGGUGGUAGUAGCUGAGAGUUGUCCUCAACACAACAGCUCAGAUAAAACCUUCGUUUCAAACUUCAUCUUCAGUAUUAAUACAGAUUUUAUUCAUUAAACUUUGAGUUAAGUUGUGUUUAAUGACACGGCCAAAACAUUUAAAAUAUGUUUUAAAGGGAAAAUAUGAAAUGUAGCAAAAACCAAACGUUUCAGCUUUAUUUUGUAAUUUUUUUAUUUAGUUUUAGGUCAACAGCUGCUCAUGAAACAGUUACAGUUAUCGAUAAACAUUUUAUAAUAAAGUGUUGAUAAAAUGC